AUGUCAAAGACUGCUCAGAAGAGACUUUACAAGGAGUUACAACAGUUGAUCAAGGACUCUCCACCGGGGAUAGUCGCAGGACCCAAGUCCGACGACAAUCUGUUUGUGUGGGACUGUUUGAUACAGGGCCCUCCAGAUACACCUUAUGCUGGCGGUGUAUUCAAUGCGCAGUUGGAGUUUCCUAAGGACUACCCGCUAUCUCCACCGAAGUUGACCUUCACGCCUAGUAUUCUACACCCUAAUAUCUACCCGAAUGGUGAAGUGUGCAUAUCGAUCCUGCACUCCCCAGGUGAUGAUCCCAAUAUGUAUGAGUCUGCAGAGGAGAGAUGGUCUCCAGUGCAGAGUGUGGAAAAGAUCCUGUUGAGCGUGAUGAGUAUGCUGAGUGAACCUAACAUUGAGAGUGGUGCCAAUAUUGAUGCCUGCAUUUUGUGGAGGGAUAACAGAGCAGAGUUCGAAAAACAAGUCAAGUUGUCUAUACUCAAAUCACUGGGUUUCUAA
This is a messenger RNA of Nakaseomyces glabratus, 498 nucleotides long. It is a transcript of the gene UBC7, whose product is annotated as E2 ubiquitin-conjugating protein UBC7. The record is from RefSeq and is a predicted model, not a curated record. Gene Ontology annotation, cellular component: cytosol; endoplasmic reticulum. Lineage: Eukaryota; Fungi; Ascomycota; Saccharomycetes; Saccharomycetales; Saccharomycetaceae.